AUGUCUGCAAAAUAUACAAAUCCCAUCAUAUCUGGCUUUUCACCAGAUCCUUCAGUAACUUUCUAUGACGGGACUUUCUUCCUUGUUAAUUCUUCAUUUCACAUCUUCCCCGGCAUCCCCAUAUAUGCCUCCAACGAUCUGAAUUCCUGGACACAAAUCGAGAAGAUACUCAUCGCAACCGGUGGACUAUUCGCAGCAACGAUCCGCCAACACCAUGGGACUUUCUAUGUCAUCUGCACAAAUGAUUGGGGCGAGGGGCCGAACCUGAUAAUGCGGAACUUCUAUGUCACCACAAAGGACAUCUGGUCUGGAGAAUGGAGUGACCCGAUCUGGUUCGACUUCAGUGGGAUUGACCCCAGCUUGUUUUUCGACGACGACGGGAGAGUGUAUAUCCAAGGCUCUUAUAGACCGUCAAAUCUCAUGGAGCUGAAGUGCGAUAUCAGACAAUUUGAGGUCGAGAUCGAGACGGGGAAAGCUCUUUCCGAGACGACGAAAAUUUGGGAUGGCUUUGCGGGAAAAGAUGAUGCUGAGGGCCCACAUAUCUAUAAGAAGGAUGGAUGGUACUAUCUUCUUACUGCUGAGGCUGCGACUUUCGAGCACCACUUGAUUGCUAUGGCGCGUUCGCGCAACAUAUGGGGCCCUUAUGAGUCAUACGAGAACAAUCCGGUGCUCACAGCUUAUGGAAAGGGCGAUAUGAUCCAGAAUACAGGACAUGGCGAUCUCUUCCAGGACGGAGAUGGCAAAUGGUGGAUCACCGCCUUGGGUAUUCGGAAUAUGGAUGGUUGCUAUCCGAUGGGACGAGAAACAUUUCUUGCCCCAGUGGAAUGGCCAACUGGAGGUUGGCCACAAAUUGAGUUCCCAAAAUUGGAGUUUGAACGAACUCGAAUAUCCAACAUGAGGUCGAAGGAAAUCCCACUUCCAGAUGAGAGUCGAAGAUAUGAAUAUGUCUACAUUCGUACCCCGAAUCUAGAUGACUUCAGUUUUCCUUUCAACAACCGGGUCAUAAAGCUCAUUCCAAGAACAACCACGCUUUCUUCUCCCACAGGAACAACCACUUUCGUCGGCAAGAGGCAGCGCCUGCAAGCUAGCAUCGCAACUACGACCCUCCAACCUGUUCUUGUGCAAUCUCAAAAAGACAAUGCCAUCUUUGCCGGCUUGACGGUAUGGAAAGAAUCCAUCCGCCACGCGGAAAUCUACUACGAUUACCACACGUCUUCAAUCUGCUUCAGCAAAACAAACAAAAUGUUGAGUGAUGAGCCUGAGACGAAGUCUCAGCCGCUCCAGCUGACGGACAUGAUACACUUCCAGAUCAAGUGUACGCCUAAAGUAUAUGAGUUAUCGUACAAAAUGGGAAGCGAUGGUACAUGGACGAAGUUUGGGUCAAUGGGAGCGAUUGAGUUUUCCGGGUAUGAUUUCACGGGAACGAUGUUCGGUGUCUUUGCUUCCACCAAAAGUGAGGAGGCUGGAACUGAGGUCACUUUUGAAGACUUUAAAAUCAUGUAG
Molecule: messenger RNA, 1503 nt
Organism: Hyaloscypha bicolor E
Lineage: Eukaryota; Fungi; Ascomycota; Leotiomycetes; Helotiales; Hyaloscyphaceae
Product: glycoside hydrolase family 43 protein
Exons: 2
Coding region: 1-1503 (500 amino acids)
Biological process (GO): carbohydrate metabolic process
Molecular function (GO): hydrolase activity, hydrolyzing O-glycosyl compounds
Source: RefSeq, a predicted model, not a curated record